This is a messenger RNA of Kuraishia capsulata CBS 1993, 420 nucleotides long. RefSeq lists its product as uncharacterized. The record is from RefSeq and is a predicted model, not a curated record. NCBI's taxonomy places the organism in Eukaryota, Fungi, Ascomycota, Pichiomycetes, Pichiales, Pichiaceae. Bases 1 to 420 code for a protein of 139 amino acids. Gene Ontology annotation, biological process: positive regulation of TOR signaling; positive regulation of MAPK cascade; cholesterol homeostasis. Gene Ontology annotation, cellular component: Ragulator complex; membrane raft; late endosome membrane. The transcript has a single exon.
AUGGGAAUAUGUCUAUCGUGUUUAUAUCCAGUGGAAGAAGAAUAUAAUGAGGAGACGUCGCCUUUGCUGCCUUCUCAAGUCGACGACUCUGAGGAUACAGUGAGGAGGAAUAAGGAGCUCGAGACCAUAGUAACCAACACAAAUGAGCUGCUGAUUGACAUAACGAGCUUUUUGAACUCAUCCAAUGGUGAUGGAAGAGAUGUCUCGAUAUCCAGUUCAGGGCUGCUGAAUGCUGGUGGAAAAUUGCCGGUUUCCAGAGCAGCCGACGUUGGUGAGACGAACAUUUACAACCCGCAAUCGGUCUCCCAAGAGCAAAGAAGGAGCCUGGAAAAGAUACAUGCAAAGGCUAAGAGUCUAGUUAUGGAGAGUGUGGCAAUCAACUCGAGUAAUGUGGGUGCUUUGAUAGCGGAUUUUUCAUGA